Messenger RNA from Leptosia nina, 1068 nucleotides. Lineage: Eukaryota; Metazoa; Arthropoda; Insecta; Lepidoptera; Pieridae. The record is from the annotation of a GenBank genome assembly.
AUGGCUAGUUUGCAAUCAGAAGCAGGUUGUCAAAGUAAUGACCUAAAUAAUCAAUUCCCAAUGGAGGUAGAAUCCUCUUUAAGAUUUCCAUUGGACAGUUCAAUGAGAAUAAUUUUUACUGGAUAUUACAAUGGGUUUGGUGUGGAGGUCAGGGGAAUUGAAGAAAUGUCAAUGUUGUACCACAUGGGUUGUUUUGGAAAGAGUACUAAAUCUAAAUCUAGACCUAAAGCUAUUAAGAAUGAUGAAAGUCCACAAAUUAUGAGGAAAAGGCAAUACCUCAAAAGGAACUAUUGGUUUAAAAAGUUUGAACCCACAGAAUCAUGUACAGAAUCAAAUAGUUUCAUUAAUCAUGUAGAUAGUUUAUUGACCAAGCUCCUUAAAGAUAGUGCUAGUAAAACAAAUGAUGUAAUAGAUUUAGUUUCUAGCGAUGACGGUGAUACUGAGCAAAAUGACACAGUGGAGUCCAAAGAUACCUUUACUUAUGGGAAACAAGCAACAGUUGUUAUUGUACCAAAUUCUGAUUCUGAGGAUGAUAAUUAUUUUCUUAAUUUGAAGCCAAAGUGCUGUGUUAACCGAAUAAAACUGGAAGAAAAGCUAAUGCUGACUAAGCAAGAAGCAUUUUUCCUUGUAUAUGGACUGGGCUGUUUACAAGUGUUAGAUAGUGAAAACAAGGUUUUAAAAGUAAAAGAUUGUUGGAAGCUGUUUGCUGAAAGUGACAGUAGUUUCAUUAGGAAGUAUGUUGUAUAUCACUAUUAUAGAUCUAAAGGGUAUAUUGUGAAGCCUGGAAUCAAGUUUGGAGGAGAUUAUUUAUUAUACAGAGAGGGUCCUGGUAUUAACCACUCCGAUUUUAUUGUGGUUAUAAAACAUGAAUAUGACGAUUACAAUACAUGGUUAUCUAUUUUAGCCCAUGUUAGAAUGGCUGUUACAACUCUUAAGGAGAUCUUAACAAUUGAAGUAAUAGAGCCAAAUGCAAACAUGACUCUACCAAAUGAUCUUAAUAAAUAUACUGUGAAGGAAUUGUUGUUAACAAGACACCUUCCUGUAGUAAUAAAUGCUGGUAAAGACUAA